This is a messenger RNA of Bombus terrestris (buff-tailed bumblebee), 3414 nucleotides long. RefSeq lists its product as uncharacterized. The transcript is spliced from 2 exons. Bases 262 to 1278 code for a protein of 338 amino acids. NCBI's taxonomy places the organism in Eukaryota, Metazoa, Arthropoda, Insecta, Hymenoptera, Apidae. The record is from RefSeq and is a predicted model, not a curated record.
UGAGCGAGGCUUCUUUAAUUUAAUUAUGCGUAACAGUAUCAACAAACGUUGGACGUAGCUAUGACGAAGCUUGUUUAGUUUGAUUCGAACCACUACUGGAAGCAGUAUCUUUAAAAGUUAUCUUCUUUUGAGUAUCACCCUACCGCAAUUUUACACAUUUUCAGGUUUUUUUAAGUUCUUUAGUAAUUUGCACUUAAGAUCUACGCGCUAAAUCUAAAAACGACGAAGAAAGAAACUUAUCGCCGAGAGUCGGUUCUCGUCAUGGAAGAAUCGAGCGAUAAACAGGAGGAAAAUUGCACGUUUGAAUCUGCGAACGCGAAGGGAUUAUCCAUCGAUAAGAUCGUAGCCGGUACAGAUUCUUUAGAUCCUAAUCGAGUUAACGAUCGCUCGGAGAUGGGGAAAAACGCAGAAAAGACCGUAGAAUGUUCGCAGGUGGUCGAUGGAAACUCGAGUCCUUCGAAAUCGAAAGAAAGUGUUACAGGCGCGAAAGUAAAGCGUAAAUCGAGAUCGACGCGUAGAAAACUGAAUGCUAUGAUUAACAAUACGUCGUUGCAUUUCUCCGACACCGAUUCUGAGGGAGAGUUAACGUCCAUUAAUUCUCAAAUCAGAUCAUUGAGUUAUACGGCGGGUGAGCAAAAAGGACCGAUCAUUUCUAUAACGUUAGACGAUGUGGAGGCCGAAGGCUCCAAGCUUUUAUCGCCCGACGAUAAAGGCUCGUCUCAGCUAAAUAAUUUCAUCGAAGACCUUACGGACGUUGACGAAAUUUAUCCGAGCGAACCGGAAAACGAACGAAAGGAGGAUCGGAACAACCUUAAGGUUGCCAAAACUCCGUGUCAAGGUGAUACGGAUCUCGAGGAUUUCGAAGGCGAAGACGAAGUACACUCGACGAUUUACGUAAAACCGAGGUCCGAUAUAUUUUGCGACUAUAGUGGAGAAACGAUAACGACGAAGGAAGGUGACGGACCAUUUUCCGUGGAAGUGCGAAAUAAAAUGUAUCGAGAAGAAGAGCCGCGAAACGGGUUGGGAAGUAGCAUGCCAGAUAUCGUUGUUAUGUCGAAUACCGACGAGGAAGACAUGGAUAUAUCCGAGGAGGAAGAUAUGCAAGAAGCCUGUUGCAGUCAUAAGGAAUUACUCGAAGAUUUGGACGUUCUGGCAGCGUCUCAAAUUAUCAUGAGAAAUAUCAAUAAAAUGGAGAACGUGUUAACUGUGAGAGAUAUUGGUGAUGACGCGAUUAGCGAUUGUCAUACGGACAUCGAAGAAGUCGAUCCGAAUGAAUAGAUUAAUUUGAAACGCGUGAAUGGUAAGGACACGAAUAUAGAGAAUACGCUUUCUAGCGAGAAAUAUCGUGCUAUUUAAGCUCUGAUAAAAAUCUGAUAUAUAUUAAAUCUACUUUCAUCAAUUAUGUAUCGAAUGUAUCGCAAGAAUGCACCGCGUAUUGUCCCUUAUGUUAUCCACUCUUUACUCGUUAUAAUAUCGCUAUAUACGUUGUACAAUUAUGAAACAUAUACGGUAAAUAUCGUAUGACUCGACAUCGUGUUAAACGUAAUGUUUAUCGAGGAGUUCAGAAUAUUCUACGAAUUACAAUGGAUUACCUAUCACUGACCGUGAGGUAGGACUCUUCAAGAAAUCGUCAGAACAAUCUUAUCGAUUAUAUACCUUUGUUCAGAGUAGAAUCAAAUAUUAUCACAUUUUGUCCGACAAAUGGACUUAUUUCGUGAUGCAUAUCAAAUUAAUAAUACGGAUAAUACAAAAUUUAGAUCAAAUGAGAGAAUAUAUGUAGAAAUAUGUUAAACUUUCGUUUAUAUAUAUUUUGAUAUCGUUUAAAAUUAUUUAAUUACAUAUGUUACGUAUUUCGUUGAUUUACGUAGAACAAAGUAACAAACGGAAACGAGAACUGUUAUAUCACUUAUCGAAAUGUUCGAAGCUUGAUUAAUUGUAAUAAUCUACGAUGAGUUAACUAUGGAGUAAAGUCUUAUUCUGUAUAUAUACAAAGUAGCCGCAUCGUGUAAGCAUACUCUUAUCGUUAUCUUUACUUUCGAGCUAUAAAAAUACGUCUUUUAUUAUAACGUUGAAUAUGUUUGUUUAAAAGAUAUGUUUGUGCUAUAAAAAAAAUACUUUAACGUUUCCUUUCUUCGAUAUUUUAAUUUUUUGUACGAAUCUCGGAUUUUAAAUAUUUUUCUACUUUAAUCACACAUCUCGUAAGAUAAUUUAGAGAAUAAUCCAACGUUUUAAUGACAUACCAUGUUUCACGUCCACACUUUGGAAAUUUCUUUUUACAUUAGCAAUAUAAAUACUUUCGUACGAACGCUAUCCUUUGAAAAUAUAACACGUUGAUUCGAUUUCGUCGUUGUAAUUACACAUUUGAUCGUUACUUAUACAGUAAACACAUAUUCAACGACUGGAUUUCAAAGUCGAAAAAUAACGAAAGCUCUCUGUUAGAAGAUUUUCAAAAUUUAUUUUAUAUAGAAAUCUUCUGGAAAUAUCAUUUUCGAGAAUUUAUUCGAUGCUCGUAGAGAACAUAUUUUUAUAAUCUUAUACACACAGAAAUGUAAUAAUUCAGAUGAGAAGGCAAGACGAAUCUCUGCGUAUUAUUUUAGGUGAGAAAAUAUCGUAGCACGAGCGACGAUUCGUGCCUUUUAUUUUCGACAAACUUAUCGUGUUCGUAGAAUUAAUUUACUAUGCAAACCUUUUCUUUCUCUUUUGCACCAUGCUUUGAGUACAGUUUUUAUUAUUUUUAUUUAAAGUUUAACCGAUUAGCGUAACGUAAUUAGGUAUAAUUAGAAAUUUGGCUCGAUUCGCGUGAGCUUUGUUUGGAAAACGAACGAAGUUAACGAAGAAAGUCAUGGUGAUGAUACGAAAAUACGAAUUACACUACACGCCCGUUACAAGAAUUUAUCGAUAGAAAAUAUUUCUGCUCGAUCGUUAUCGCUUCGUAUUAACGCAAUCUUCUGUACUUAUAAUUGCAGACAAAACUGCCGUCCUCAACAUUAUCAUAGACAACCGUAUGGGAUAUUAAUUUUAAGUCUCGAAGGAUACUAAUAUCUACGGAUAUUGAUAGAAAAGAGCAAUUAUAGUUUAUCAAGGGAUUUAGAGUUAUAUGCAUAUCAAUGCUUAUGUACUGUGUGCAUGUUACGAGUUUAAAGAAAUUAACGAUACCUCGGUGACGAAACUUAUUUUUGAAAUUGUAUUUCUUUUUAAAAGGAAGUUGUUAUAUGUACAGUAACAGAGUUUACGAUAGUGUUGUGUCUAAUAACGUUUUAAAAAGAACGCUGUAAAGUAUAAAAAUCGUGUUUACGCGUUAUGUUUGUGAAAGUUUGAUCGUGUAAUCCUUUAAGAGUUAUAUGCGAAACUGUAAAUAUACGCAAUGUAUUUCGUGCAUAUGUAUUUACCUAAUAAAAAGUAAUGUGAGCAUAA